AUGGCGGCAGUCGAAGUCACCUAUUCCCUUCCCAAGGAUGUCAACGAGAAGAAGCUCGAAGUCCGGACCGGCUCGGACAUCCGUCUCCGUAAAAAGAGCCGCGGAGCAGAUGUAACAUGGAACGGCACCGACCCAUUUCUCAAGCAGCCGUACUACUACACCGGCGCACCGUGGACCCUUCUCGCAAGCGACUUGCUCCUAUUCCUCAAGAACAUUGCUUUCCUACCAUGCAUUGUCCUGCCACUCUGGUCACAGCCUCCGGCACGCUCCUUCAAUCUCGGAGUCGACAACCGAUUCAAAGAGCAGCCUCGAUUUCUCGUGAGCCAGCUCCAUCGUCGAUUCGAAGCAUGGGCUCAGCGCUACUUCCAUUCUGGGCCCAUGGACGAGCUGUAUCCCUCUUGGAGCAAUAUUCGUGACAUCAUUUUCCACUCCAUCCUCAUCGUCACUCAAUCAGCCUUCCUGAUGUCCCUGCCUUUCCUCUCGUUCUUCUCUUUCAACGUCUUCGUUGCGUAUGUAGGCCUUUUCGUUGGUAUUAACUAUUUGGCGUGCAUCGGGCUUAAUGGCUGGAUGCCUGAAGGAUUCAUCUGGUCGGCCGAUACUCCCUCGGCACGAGAGUGGGAGCUAAACCACCCCGAAGAAGAGUGGAUCUUUCUCAAUGGUGUUGCUGUCGGUGCUGGCAUCAUCUUUGAUGUGAUUCAAUGCCUCCUGGAGCGCUGCCUCUACUUUGGUACCACCGACACCAGAGUCUGCUUCUCGCACAUUUCCACCGCCCUGCUCAACCAAGACAAGAAGAAAGUCAUCCUAAUUCUUCACUCUCAAGGCGGACUUGAAGGAAGCAUCAUCCUAGACUGGCUCAUCAAUCAACACCCCCGCGAGGUCCUACAGAAGCUCGAGAUCUACACCUUCGGUAACGCUGCAAACCACUUCAACAAUCCUCGCACAAAGAGGGAACACGGUAUUCCCAGGCCCAAGGGACGUGCCAUUCGCCACAUCGAGCACUACGCCAACUCAAAAGACUUUGUUUCUCGAUGGGGCGUCCUCCACUUCAAGAAACAGACUGCCAAGAGAGAUGGACGCUUCCUCGGUCUCGGUGAAAUCGCCGGUCUCAUCUCCGUCAACAAGAAGACGGAAGUCAUCAAGGCCGUGGGUAAGACAGAGCCGAAGCAGGCGAACCACCUCAGUCCGGACUGGAAUGAGUUUGAGGGGGCACUUAUUGAGCGAACUGGUUCCGGUCAUCAGUUUAACCAGCACUAUCUUGACAAUAUCUUUCCUCUUGACGAUAACUUGAGCAAGGUUCAGACGAAUGGGGAUGGUUCUCCGCUCCCGGGCACCUUCAUGGCGUCCCGCACAAAGGUUCGCAAUGAUCCUUGGAAGAUUGAUGAGCAGCGCAAUCUCACAAAUGGUGUUGACGGUACUGCUCACCAUCAGCUCAAUGGCGUGAUUGAAGGACUCAAGGUGUAUGAGGUCAGCCGACUUUGGAAGUUUGUCAACGGCCGACGACCGGAUGACUACUCUUGA
Messenger RNA from Colletotrichum fioriniae, 1518 nucleotides. NCBI's taxonomy places the organism in Eukaryota, Fungi, Ascomycota, Sordariomycetes, Glomerellales, Glomerellaceae. The record is from RefSeq and is a predicted model, not a curated record.